GCAGUUGCCACGCACCUUGGAAACGCACAAACAACCAGAAUAGCAUUUGGAGCCAUCAGGCAGAACAUAACUUGUGUGGUUUUGACACUUUAGAAAGUCAAAAUGCCUGCUCGUGGAGGCGCAAUGAUGAAUCGACCGAUUCAGGAGCAAAUUGAUGAGCUCAAGGCCAAAAUCGCCUUGCUAGAUGGGGACAGAAAGGCAUACUUCGAAACGUCCCAGUUUGCCAUGAAGAAGAACAGGGAGUCUAUCCUUAAACUGAGGAAAGAAAACACAGAACUUCGCAAAAAACUCAGUGACUCACUUAGUCAAGAUCAGCAUGUUAUCAACAAGGCCUUCCAGGAACAUCCAGUGGAAAGAGCGUCCAUGAAAAACAAAACUGGCAGGCAAGCUAUCACUGUUAUGGAUCACAAAGUAUGUGAUACCGUGAAGCGUUUGAAUGCCCUCCGUCACCAGACAGCCAUGAAACAGAAGAAACUUGAAGAUUUACAGACUCAGUACAACCAGAUGCAGAAAGAUGCCAGCGAGGCUGUGGCUACAGACAAAGGGGAGUCUGCAGAUGCCCAGCAAAUGAGAUACCUGGAAAACAGUUAUGACAAGACUCGGCUCAAGAUUGAUGAAGCAACUCACUUAAGAAGAAUCUAUGAAGAUAUCAAGAAGAAACUUGAAGUGGAAGCAGAGAAGUUCCCAAGUUGUUUGGAUGCCAUGGAGUGUGAGAUUCAGGCUACGCGCACAGAACUGAAAGAACUUAAAGCAAUGCACGAUGAUGCUCAGAUCUCCAAAGAAGCUGCUCAGUCUGAAUUGUCAAAGCACGAGAAAGUUGUGUAUGCCGAGAGGAAACAGCGUGAAAUUGAGCUGUCAAAGAUGAAGAAAGAAGCUGAGGAGAAGAAAAUUCAACAUGAAAGAAUAGAAAGAAGAAUUGCACAGAGGAGUUCCAUUCAACAAGAUGACAUCGCUGGCCAGGAGAAACAAGCUCUGCAUGGCGAGGAACAGCAGCAGAAGAUUACAACAUAUGAGAUGGCCUUCAAGGAAAUCAAGGAUGCAACUGGUGUCUCUGAUACUAUGGAAGUUGUCCAUCGAUUUGAGAGCCAGAAAGAUACAUCAGAACACCUAGAAAACUUGAAAAAAGAUAAUGAGAAACAGAUUAUACGGCUGAGAGAGGACAAAGAGAAACUGAACCAGGAAUUUGAGGAGAUGAAAUACUCUGGAGAUGCCAAACUGUCAGGGGAUGUCAGUGUUAAAGUAGUGUAUAGAUUUCCACUUGAUGGUAGUAGAGGGGAACGUAGGCUUGAAGAGUUCCAGAAUCAUUAUGAAGCAGAAGAGAAUAGACGUGACAUUGCGGAGGAACAGUUACAUAAAGCAAGCAAGAACUUGGUGUCUGUGAAAGCUGGCGUGGAGCAUUUAGCUGAUAAGCUAUACCAUCUCAAAGCUAAUAAAGGUCAUGUUCCACAAGCACAAAUUGCACCAUCUUCGGAUGAAUACGUGUUAGACCAGUUGUCUACGUGUGAAGAAAAACUGCUGAAAUUAUUGGAGGAUCUUGAUGGGCAGGAUAUUAAUAUCAAUACAGUUGUUAAACAAAUGGAGGAGGAAGAGUUCCAUGCCAGCCAAGAGGGCAAAUUACCCCAGUAUAACACCAGAGUGAAACUGCCACAAACUCAGAGAGAUCUUGUCUAUGCCGACGAUGAAGACAGCGCAGAUAAUUUUGAUGGUGACGCACCCGACAGAAACCAGAUUAAGAAACAGUCGCAGCUUCUUGUGGACGCUAAAACUAAAAGAAGAACUACCAAAAAGAAGAAGAAGACAAAAUAAAUGACAACUGGACACAGUGAACUUUAUACAUACUGAUACAUUUACUUUGCCAACACGGUCAAAAAAAAAACAUUGUGUGAAUAUGUUAACAUAUGUGUUGCCUCUGGCAGUUUUUAAGGACCUUUCAGCUUUUCUUCAAAAAGAAAAAGGAAAAUGUGAUAAUUGACCUGAUUAAUGUAAAAAUUAAAAGCGGGCUGCAAAACAGAAGAUAUUGACAGUCUAACAGCACAAGAUUUCAUAAUCCUAAGCUACAUGGUCUCAAGUCAACGGUUGGGGUUUUCGGCUUACAUCAGUAUUGUGAUAAAAACAUUAGUAAACUGUUUACUUUGAAAGUAGAAUUUAAGGCUUGGUACUUUGUGCUGACUUAUAUUCAGAUAUUAAAGGGAUAUAACCCUUUCAAGUGCAGCUUUUGUCAUCUUCUAAACAUUCUAGAACACUACUCUUUUUUUUACUUCAUUGACUUAGUGUGCAGAAUGUUAGGAAUAGCCGGAUGAAUAUGACCGAGAUUUACGAGGGUUGACCCAAAAGUAAUGUCACUGGUGCCAUAAUGUAAUGUUUAGAAUAAACAAAAAACAACAAAAUAGCAUACCCAGAUACACCUUGAUAUAUUUGCAAUAUAAUCCUGAAAUAUUCUAAAAAUACAUUGUAUACUAUGAGAUUUUGACAUACAGUUGAAACUUGAUAUCUUUAUUUCUAAGUGACCGAGCAUUUUACUUCCAGAUAACCGAAAUUUUACUUAAAAUAAUAUUUUACUCAUGUUUCCGGAAUGGGACUUGAAAAUGGCUUCAUGAUAGCCAGAAUUUUGAGAUAAGCAAGUUCUAAAUAUUGAGUUCCAGCUGUAUAUAGAAGGCAUGGUAACAGCCAUCGCCACACUUCACUGACAUUAUUGAAGUCAGAAAUUUGUUUUUUUCACUAAGCAGUAAAUAUCUUUAGCGCUACUUAACAAACUUUAUCCUGGGUUACAUCAAUGAACAUUGAUUGGAAGACAGCAAAUAGAUGUUACUUCAUGACAUCAUAAUAUCAAUUAUCAUGUGACUUUCCAUGUUAUAUUGAUAGAUGGUUGUCUUUCUUUGUUUCUUUCUUGUUAUGAAAAUAACAUUAUUUUUUUUGUGCAGCUAAAUAACAUCAUUAAUUUUGUAUACUUUGAACUUCUAUAUAUUCAAAAAGAAACAACCCUGGAAAAUGAUAUCUGUAAUCAGAAUUAAAUGAUUAUAGAUUUUGAUAUACAUAGUAUUAAUAAUACAAUGUUUAAUAAUUGUGCCAGAGAUGUCACUUUUGGACCAACCCUCAUUAUGUAUUAGAAUUGUGUGUUGUUUGAUGCAAUAUUGAGGAAAAAGGAACAUUUGCAAAAGAAUCAUUGAUCCAAAUUAUAAAGUUUUGUAAGAUGUAAUUUUACAUUGGUGAACCAGUUCAAUGCUUGUUAUAUUAGAUGUGUACUUGUCUGCUACUCAGUUUGUUUAUCAUUUUCUUAAGUCAAAAAUGUUGCUAGACAAGUGUGAGUAUAUACAGUCUAGAACUUAUAUAUACCAGUUUUGUCGUUUUUAGAAUACCUGUUUAAAGAAUAAGUCACUGUAUGAGCUGUGCCAUGAGAAAACCAACAUAGUGGCUUUGCAACUAGCAUGGAUCCAGACAAGCCUAUGCAUCUGCGCAGUCUGGUCAGGAUCCAUACUGUUUGUUUUCAAAUCCUGAUGCAAUUACAGAAAACGUUAGCAGAUUUGCAGUCUGGUCUGGAUCCAUGCUAGUCGCACAGCCACUAUGUUAGUUUUCUCGUGGCACGGCUCAAAUGCUGAACAUGAUGUAGAAUGUUAACCACAUUUCACGUUGUUUUUUUUUUCAUUUUUAAGUUGAAACAAGUCAACAUACCAUAAUUUAUGAGCUAAUUUAAUUCCCUGAUCAUAAAAUUGUUAUUUGAUAAAGAACUGAUUGUUUAAAGGUUAUGCAGUUUAAAAAUGUACACACUUGAGAGAGAAACUGGAGAAGGAUGUAAUCCUAUGAAAAACCCAUUAUUAAACAACUAAACUAGGAAGUGUAAGUUAGUACCGAAUGGCACAAUUUUUUUUUGUGUUAUGUACUACCAACUUAAAUGACAUUUGAACUAAAUGUACACAGUAAGGUUAUAUGAUAUUAAAAUGUUUAAAUGAA
Mercenaria mercenaria is the source of this 3948-nucleotide messenger RNA. Its product is annotated as outer dynein arm-docking complex subunit 3-like. Gene Ontology annotation, cellular component: cilium. The record is from RefSeq and is a predicted model, not a curated record. Lineage: Eukaryota; Metazoa; Mollusca; Bivalvia; Venerida; Veneridae. Gene Ontology annotation, biological process: outer dynein arm assembly; cilium movement. The transcript has 13 exons. The coding region runs from base 103 to 1806 and encodes 567 amino acids.